Bacillus rossius redtenbacheri is the source of this 1175-nucleotide messenger RNA. RefSeq names its product epimerase family protein SDR39U1. The record is from RefSeq and is a predicted model, not a curated record. The transcript is spliced from 6 exons. Bases 168 to 1073 code for a protein of 301 amino acids. Lineage: Eukaryota; Metazoa; Arthropoda; Insecta; Phasmatodea; Bacillidae.
UGUUGUUGAAACAAUCGAUAGAUGCCCUCGACAGGUUGUUGUUAUUAUUUAUAUUUAGUUCCUACGGUUUCCCUUUACUUACUCUAUGCGGUUCCUAUGAACAUUGUGUUGAAAUAAGAUAUUUAAUUUUAAACAAAUCUUAGUGAGUUGUAGAGUUUUAGUUUAUUAUGCCGAGGAUAAUAAACACAGUUCUCAUAGGUGGUGGUUCAGGCUUCAUCGGCUCUGCGCUCACCAACCUCCUGCGUGCCAAGGGAUACGACGUCAUCGUCGUCUCCAGGAUGCCGGGUCCCCAAAGAAUAUCUUGGAACGACCUGGCAGAGUCCAGGCUGCCGCAGAACGUGACCGCCGUGGUGAACCUCGCUGGCCAGAACGUGCUGGACCCCACGCGAAGGUGGACCCCGGGCUUCCAGCAGAACGUGUGGGCCAGUCGCGUCAACACGACGGCUUCCUUGGCGCAGGCCAUCGUCAAGGCAGCCAGCAAACCCAAAGUUUUUAUCACCAUAUCAGGUGUAGGUAUUUACAAGCCCAGCAGUAGCGAGGAGUACGAUGAAGAUUCCGACUUGACGGCGUUCGACUUUUUAUCCCGGCUGUGCCACAAGUGGGAGGAAGGGGGACAGCUGCCGGCGGGAACCGGAGUGCGGCAGGUCACCGUCCGAUCAGGUGUUGUGCUGGGGAAAUAUGGAGGCAUGAUCAGGCAGCUGUAUGUACCUUUCUACAUGGGACUGGGCGGACCGAUCGCCUCGGGCAAGCAGUUCCUGCCGUGGAUUCACAUAGACGACAUGGCAAAUCUUCUAGCGUUUGCCAUAGAAAAUGAUAAAGUACAAGGUGUCUUGAACGGCGUUGCACCACAGGUUGUCACCAACAAGGAAUUCACGGAUGCUUUCGCGAAAGCCCUGUGGCGUCCAGCGUUCAUUCCUUUGCCAGAGUUCGCAGUGAAGCUGGCGUUCGGCGAAGAGAGAGCAAAAAUGAUGACGGAAGGCCAGAAAGUGAUCCCGAAAAGAACUCUGGAGUACGGUUUUAAAUACGAGUACCCAGACAUCAACUCUGCUCUUUCUGCAGUUGUUGCGCAGUGAAAUAGCAGUGGAAGUUUUUAGUAACACUUUAAGACUGGUUUUUACAAAGUUUUUGUUGUUGUUGUUGUUUGAUUUAUAGAAUAAAUUAUUUAUCAUUAUAAA